Ceratotherium simum simum (southern white rhinoceros) is the source of this 1548-nucleotide messenger RNA. NCBI's taxonomy places the organism in Eukaryota, Metazoa, Chordata, Mammalia, Perissodactyla, Rhinocerotidae. The record is from RefSeq and is a predicted model, not a curated record.
AUGGUUUCCAUCUUGCCCCGGAGCUCGGGAGGCUGGGGCGGGCGCCGCCCGCAGUUCUCCAGGAAAGUGGGCCAUGACACGGAUGACUCACCGUCCUCCCUCUGGCAACGCUGCGCCCCACGUACUCGCAGGCAGUACAGCGAGGCCGCCAAUGAGAGCAACCGAGUCUUCCUGUACUGCGCCUUCCUGGACUUCAGCUCCGGGGAAGGGGUCUGGUCCAACCAGGGCUGUGCGCUCACAGAAGGGAACCUCAGCUACUCCGUCUGCCGCUGCACUCACCUCACCAACUUCGCCAUCCUGAUGCAGGUGGUCCCGCUGGAGCUCACGCGCGGACACCAGGUGGCGCUCUCGUCCAUCAGUUACAUCGGCUGCUCCGUGUCCGUGCUCUGCCUGGCCGUCACGCUGGUCACCUUCGCUGUGCUCUCCUCUGUCAGCACCAUCCGGAACCAGCGCUACCACAUCCACGCCAAUCUGUCCUUCGCCGUCCUGGUGGCCCAGGUCCUGCUGCUCAUCAGCUUCCGCUUGGAGCCAGGCACGACCCCGUGCCGGGUGCUGGCCAUGCUCCUGCACUACUUCUUCCUGAGCGCCUUCGCCUGGAUGCUGCUGGAAGGGCUCCAUCUCUACAGCAUGGUGAUCAAGGUCUUCGGCUCGGAGGACAGCAAGCAUCUCUACUACUAUGGGAUGGGCUGGGGUUUUCCUCUUCUGGUCUGUGUCAUUUCAGUAUCGUCUGCCGUGGACAGUUACGGAACGAGUGACAAUUGCUGGCUGUCGCUCGGGAGUGGCGCCAUCUGGGCCUUCGUCGCCCCUGCGCUGUUCAUCAUUGUGGUCAACGUCGUCAUCCUCGUCGCCGUGACCAGGGUCAUUUCACAGAUCAGCGCCGACAACUACAAGGUCCAUGGAGAUCCCAGUGCAUUCAAGUUGACAGCAAAAGCUGUGGCCGUGCUGCUGCCCAUCUUGGGGACCUCGUGGGUCUUUGGCGUGCUUGCUGUCAACAGGCGGGCCGUGGUCUUCCAGUACAUGUUUGCCGUCCUCAACUCCUUACAGGGAUUUUUCAUCUUCCUCUUUCAUUGUCUCCUGAAUUCCGAGGUGAGGGCUGCCUUCAAGCACAAGACCAAGGUCUGGUCCCUCUCAAGCAGCUCUGCCCGCAACGCCACCGUGAAGCCCUUCAGCUCUGAAGUCAUGAACGGGACCCGGCCCGGCACGGCCUCCUCCAAGCUCAGCCCGUGGGACAGGAGCAGCCACUCCGCCCACCGCGUGGACCUGUCCGCCGUGUGAGCAGAGAGCCAUCGGCCUGCCCUCGGAUCACCCCCACCCCGCACACAAAACACAAGAGCAGUCUACCUUCACCAGUGGGACCCUGUCCUCGUGGCUGUCCGGACGUGAGGGUCUCGGCCCCUGUGACGGUGUCCUCACCUGUGACCCUCUCUGUGUGACAGAGCCCACUGCUCAGCCCACAGCCUGACACACAGCCGUGGGUGACCCUCCUGGCUUGGGUCCUCCUGUGGGCUGAGGGCCUGCCCUCCGGGCACCCUGAACACACAGCAGCCC